GCUUCUCUCUAUCUCCCCGCCUCUGUAUAUACAUGUACACAUAUAUACACACCCAUCUACAUAUAUGCAUUAAAUAUUCAUGAAAGAUCUGACUUCUGAGAGGGAGAGAGAGAGGUUACCCAGGUCAUCGAACCCGAACAGUCCAAUCAUCUUUAGCUGAUCCAACGCUCAUCAACUCAAGAUCAAACAUCAAAACAAUCCCGCUACACACCCCAUACGCAGUAGGAAAUAAUCAAAUCUUUUGGGAAUGGCAUGGCACUGACCUCCACUCUUCCUUCUUCCCUCAAAACCUCAGCUCUUUCUCUAACCCUCGUCUCUGCAUUUCUUUUCUUCCUCCUCACUACCCCCAAAUCCUCGCUUCCGUCCCCAACCCACCUAUCUAAUUUCCCUCUAAUUCCUGGCAGGCUUCUCCUCGGUACCUCCAACUCCUCGUCCCCAGGGCUAACGAGGGAAACGAACCCAUCUUGCUUUUCUAUCGAAACAGAAAGUACCCACAGUAGCAAUGGCAUCAUUGACUAUUACUUUCUCCAUUUUUGCCUCUUUGAUCAGAACCCACUUCACUCAAUCCCUGCUCUCUCUCUUCUUAUCCUCCUCUACUUCUAUAUCCUUAUCAAAACCGCGCAGACCCACUUUUCUACUGUUACCACCAAACUUUCUUGUCUCCUAAACCUCUCUCCAAGCAUGGGCGCUGUGACCCUUUUGGCCCUCGGCAAUGGUGCGCCGGACGUUUUUGCCUCGGUCGCUGCGGUCCGCGGAGGUCAGUACCGGACUGGGUUCAGCGCGAUAUUGUCGGCGGGGACGUUUGUCUCAGCCUUCGUGGUGGGUUUUGUUGCUAUUUACGCGGCACCAUUCGCGGUGGACCCGGGAUCUUUUGUAAGGGAUGUGCUGUUUUACUUGAUCGGGGCGUCGUUCUUGUUCUAUGUGUAUUUGAGUGGGGAGAUUUUUAUAUGGCAGGCAGUUGGAUUUGUUGGAUUCUAUCUGUUCUUUGUUGGGUUUGUGUUCUGGAUGGAUUUGGGAAUUGGUGGGGGUGGUAAUGGUGGAGGAGGAGGACGAAGAGGGAAGAAUGGUGGUGGAGCUAGUGAGGUAGAGAAAUUGAUUGCUACAAAGGAUUGUGAGAUCGGAGAAACUGAAGAGAAUUUUGAGGUGGAGAAGCAGGAGAGUUCUGGAUUUUAUCAAGUUUGUGGAAUGAUUCCAAAAGUAUGGGAAUUACCCGUAUCAUUUCUGCUGAAGCUCACAAUUCCACAAACUUCACCUUCGGAAUGGAACAGGUUUUACCUAUCCGCCAAUAUUGCUCUUUGCCCUCUAGCUUUUAUAUAUGCUUGCAGUUCAUUCGUGCCAUUAGAUCAUCCUAUAGUUUUCCUCCUUCCGAAUGUCCAUUUCCCUCUCUGGUUUAUAGUACUCUUGGGAAGCUCCUCUCUUGCACUUCUUCACCUUAUUGUGGAAAGAGAACCUCCAAAAACUGAGCAAGUGCCUUUAGUGGUUAUGGCAUUCAUAAUGAGUGUGUUUUGGAUAUCCACCAUUGCUGGUGAACUUCUUGGCUGCCUGGCUGUACUUGGAGUAGUUCUUAAAUUACCACCUGCACUCCUUGGUAUUACGGUGCUUGCAUGGGGGAAUUCAGUGGGGGAUCUUGUUGCUGACAUUGCAAUUGCUAAAGCAGGUCAUCCAGCAAUGGCCAUGGCUGGAUGCUUUGCUGGGCCAAUGUUUAACAUGCUUGUUGGACUUGGAACAGCUUUGGUGAUGCAAACUGCCGAUGUCUUUCCAGAUGCUUAUCAGCUUCAUUUUCAUGUUGGUAUAGUGAUUGCUUUUGUAUUCCUGCUCUUGAGCCUGAUGGGAUCUCUGUUAGUCAUAACUUGGUCUAGAUUCAAAGUGCCUAGGUUUUGGGGCUUCUGCCUUGUAGGUCUCUACGUUGUCUUUACCAUAGUUAGCUUAAUUAUUGCCAAAUUUUCAAGGUGAUGAUCUUUUCAUUUUACUUAGUUAUUGUUAGAUUCAUUGCAUUGACCCAUGAGAAACUCCGUGCCUACUCAAUGAUAAUCAUCUAAAGGAGUAUGUCUCAGUCCGAGGAAGAAGAAUGUAGAUACUAGGGAUAGCAGCUAAAUACAGGCAUCUUUUCUCUUCAGUUAAUAAUUAUUUUCUGCCGUAUCCUUUAGAUUGUUACUUAUUACACGAUUGAAAAUCAUAUCAAGAUGAUGUAAGUUAAUGGAAAAUAGUGAUCGGCAGAAUGUGAUCUUCUGUUCCAGAUUGAUGCAUGUCAACAAUCAUUUGUUCAUUAAUGUACUCUGCUUUGUAAAUUUCACAUCUUGCUGAUAAAUCAUGAAUCUUGAUUCCUAGCUUCAA
Carica papaya (papaya) is the source of this 2334-nucleotide messenger RNA. Lineage: Eukaryota; Viridiplantae; Streptophyta; Magnoliopsida; Brassicales; Caricaceae. The record is from RefSeq and is a predicted model, not a curated record.